Fusarium oxysporum Fo47 is the source of this 4987-nucleotide messenger RNA. Its product is annotated as ATP synthase alpha/beta family, nucleotide-binding domain-containing protein. Lineage: Eukaryota; Fungi; Ascomycota; Sordariomycetes; Hypocreales; Nectriaceae. The record is from RefSeq and is a predicted model, not a curated record. The coding region runs from base 1 to 4830 and encodes 1609 amino acids. Gene Ontology annotation, biological process: proton transmembrane transport; ATP metabolic process. Gene Ontology annotation, molecular function: flavin adenine dinucleotide binding; ATP hydrolysis activity; protein binding. Gene Ontology annotation, cellular component: proton-transporting V-type ATPase, V1 domain; fungal-type vacuole membrane. The transcript has 15 exons.
AUGGAUGCCCAGAAUCAAGAACUCAACUUCGACGUCUGCGUGGUAGGAGCAGGACCACUCGGUCUUCUAGCACUUAAGAACCUUCGCGAGCAGGGACUCAAUGCAAAAGCGUUUGAAAGGCAAGAGUACGUUGGUGGAACUUGGCAUGCGUCAAACAAUAUCGAGCAGACAACUGCAUUGGAGUACACGACAGCCAACACCUCCAAGCAAUGCUGUUCCAUUACUGAUUUUCCUAUGCCCGAUGACUUCCCUGUGCACCCCCCUCAGAAGGAUCUCGAAAGAUACUUCGAAUCUUACGCCGAACAGUUUGGCCUAUAUCCGCACAUACGAUUCUCAGUCUCAGUUGACCAUAUAGAACGCGAUGAGCCACGAAAGGCCUGGAGAGUCUUUCUCAAGGAUGUUAAAACGGGGGUUGAAGAGGUCAGAACAUUCGGUCGCGUAGUUGUCGCUACAGGCAUGCUCAAUACCCGCCAUCUCCCCCACGUGAAAGGUCUAGAGAGGUUUUCUGGGGAUGCCAUUCACUCGCGGCAGUUCAAAGACGCCUCAAAGUACCAGGGCAAGAACGUGGUUGUCGUAGGUAUUGGCGCAACUGGUGUGGAUUCGACCUCGUUCUUGGUUAAAGCUGGAACCAACAAGGUCUAUCUUAGCCAUCGUGGCACCGUCUUCGUGCUCCCCAGGAGAGUCAAGGGGAAGGCUUUCGAGCACACAUUGAGUCGUCGUCUCAUGACCAAGAUGAUGAUCAAUAUGCGAGAUAAAGAAUGGCCACACUUGAAGGAAGUAUUCGGUACUCGACCGGUUGAUGGAGUCCUCCAUCGAGUUCCAUUGUUCUCCGAGCAUCUGGCGGAUAACCUCAAAGAUGGCACAGUCAAAUCUGUACAGGGCAUCAAGGAAGUAACUGGUCCCAAGACUAUUACUCUUACAGACGGUACGGUUUUGGAAGAUGUCGAUGCCAUCAUCUUCUGCUCGGGCUAUGGUUAUGACUUUUCUAUCGUCGAGGGCCCUGGCGAUCCGACCGACCCGGCCAUUGCCCCUGACCACCACAAGCGGAUUGAGGCGACCAAGUUCUACGGCGAGGAAAACAAGUUUGCACGUCUUUUCCAUGGCUUCAUCUCGGAGCAGUUUCCCGACUCAUUGGCGUUCCUUGGCCAUAUGAUUAUCAUGAGACCUCCAUUCGUACUUUACGAUCUCACUACCAUGGCUCUGGCGAGCUUGUGGUCUGGAGACUACCCCAUGCCGUCUGCCGAAGAGAGGCGUAGGGAUAUUGAUGAUCACUAUGACUAUGUUGUCAAGACACUCCAGAGAGGCCCGGCUCCUCAUCCUGGAUUUAGGUGGAGGGCAAAGCCAACUUACGAGUUUCUGAACCAAGCAGCAGGUACAGGAGUCACCGAUCGCUUGGGGUGCUUCACUUGGGAAGCCUGGAAGCUGUGGUGGAACGACCGAAAGUUUUACAACUUGCUUAUGGAUGGAACUGAUGUGCCCGCGGUUUACAGGUUGUUUGAAACAGGUCGAGGUCGCAAGCCUUGGCUUGGAGCCAGAGAGUCUAUAGAGAAGACAAACCAGGAGGUGAAGGAGCUGGGAGAGCAAAAAGCCAAGCGACAAAAUCAGCUAUUCCGCACUCAGCUUAUGCUCGGCAUUCGUCCUACUCUUAGAGCGAGGCGUUCCCUGCUGGAUCUAAUCCGCACCAGAGGCGAAGACGACGACAACAACAGCCAGCGAGAGCAAGGGAGCGACAGUGACGACGAUAGCCUUAGCUCAGGCUCCGGGGCCAGAGGUAGCCGUUACAGAGGGAGCUUCAGUGAUAAAGCCCCUGCGCCUCCCGUUAACGUUGCUACUGUUCGAGACCCCACCCGCAAAGCAUCGUCAUCAUCCUGGCUCCACUCAAGAGCUGGGAAAGCAAGAGCAGCAGCUCUAGCGUUGGUGGACGUAGCUCGUCAAGUGCCUCUGCCAAACUCUCCACCACCAUCUCCAUCUCCAUCUCUGUCUCCAUAUUCACCUUCAUCAAGACCUCAACCUUCAUCUCAGCCGCCUCCUUCGUCAACCCUCUCCCCCGGUUCGACAGCAUCUUCCAUCCGGCCCCAGUCGCCGCAUUCUCCUACCUCUCCUCAUCUUCAAUUAGACAACGCGCCAGUUUUGUCGUUGAAGAUGCCUCCUAAAACACCAAAGGCUGCUAAUAACAGCAGCAAGACCAAUGAGGAAGAUGGAUACCAAACCGGUAAAAUCUACUCCAUUUCUGGUCCCGUUGUCGUGGCUGAGGACAUGAUUGGUGUUGCCAUGUACGAGUUGGUCAGAGUAGGACAUGACAACCUCGUUGGUGAAGUUAUUCGAAUCAGUGGCGAUCAGGCCUCUAUUCAGGUUUACGAGGAGACAUCCGGCGUCAUGGUUGGUGACCCUGUUACCCGUACCGGAAAGCCCUUGUCAGUCGAACUCGGUCCCGGUCUCCUCAACGGUAUCUACGACGGUAUCCAGCGUCCCCUCGAGGCUAUUUCCAAGAUGGCUAAGUCCAUUUAUAUCCCCCGUGGUAUCGCCGUCCCUGCCCUCGACCGCGAGAAGAAGUGGGAGUUCACACCCUCCGUUAAGGUCGGCGACCACCUUUCCGGUGGUGAUGUCUGGGGCUCUGUCUUCGAGAACUCUUUCCUCGCAGACCACAAGAUUCUGUUCCCUCCUCGUGCACGAGGAACUGUUACCAAAAUCGCUGCCAAGGGCGAGUACACCGUCGUCGAGAACAUCCUCGAGGUCGAGUUCGAUGGCAAGAAGACAGAGUAUCCCAUGAUGCAGACCUGGCCUGUCCGAGUACCACGUCCCUCCAACGACAAGAAGUCCGCCGAUCAGCCCUUCAUUGUCGGUCAGCGAGUUCUCGACGCUCUUUUCCCUAGUGUUCAAGGUGGUACCGUCGCAAUUCCCGGUGCUUUCGGUUGUGGAAAGACUGUCAUUAGCCAGUCUGUGUCCAAGUUCUCCAACAGUGACGUUAUCGUCUAUGUUGGUUGCGGUGAGCGAGGUAAUGAGAUGGCCGAAGUCUUGAAGGAUUUCCCCGAGCUCACCAUUGAGGUCGAUGGCCGCAAGGAGCCUAUCAUGAAGCGAACCACCCUCAUUGCCAACACCUCGAACAUGCCCGUCGCUGCCCGAGAAGCCUCCAUUUACACCGGAAUUACCGUCGCCGAAUAUUUCCGCGACCAGGGUCUUAACGUGGCCAUGAUGGCUGACUCCUCUUCCCGAUGGGCUGAGGCUCUUCGAGAACUUUCUGGUCGUCUAGGAGAAAUGCCUGCUGAUCAGGGUUUCCCUGCCUACCUGGGUGCCAAGCUUGCCUCGUUCUAUGAGCGAGCCGGUCGCGUUCAGACUCUUGGUUCUCCCGAGCGCGAGGGUAGUGUCAGUAUUGUCGGUGCCGUCAGUCCUCCUGGUGGUGAUUUCUCGGAUCCCGUUACUACAUCCACUCUGGGUAUUGUGCAGGUCUUCUGGGGUCUCGACAAGAAGCUUGCGCAGCGAAAACAUUUCCCCUCCAUCAAUACAUCGUUAUCUUACAGCAAGUAUAACACCAUUUUGGAUAAGUAUUACGAGAAGAAUUACCCCGACUUCCCUCGACUCCGCGACCGCAUCAAGCAACUUCUGUCUGAUUCCGAGGAGCUUGACCAGGUUGUUCAGCUUGUUGGAAAGAGUGCCCUGUCUGACCCUGACAAGAUUACAUUGGAUAUCGCAGGCCUGAUCAAGGAAGAUUUCUUGCAGCAAAACGGUUACUCGGACUAUGACCAGUUCUGUCCUAUCUGGAAGACAGAGUGGAUGAUGAAGCUCAUGGUGGGCUUCCACGACGAAGCCCAGAAGGUUAUCGCGCAGGGCCAGAGCUGGGCCAAGGUACGAGAGGCUACUUCUGACCUGCAAGCCAACCUACGACAGUUGAAGUUUGAGGUUCCCACCGACGGCCAGGAUGUGAUCUCCAAGAGAACCUGCAAUGGAACUAAUGACGAUUUUAACAAACUGAAAACUCAAGGCCCUCAAUCCCCUUUCAAUCAGCCCCUCACUGCCCGAACAAUGUCCGAAGAACUUCAGGAUGAAGUUGAAGCAAUUAAUUCCAUCUACGGCGACGACAGCCUCGUCCCGACAGAAGACGACUCCUCUGUAUUUAUUCUCAAACUGCCAGGCGAUGCAUCCUCUCUGCGUCUGAAAUUCCCGUCUGAUUACCCCUCUAAGCCCCCCAGUGCCCUCAGUACACACCACAGUUCCGGUGGUGUCAAAGGCGCUGGUGCUCGUGAUCUGGCACUCUUCCGAGACGCUCUGGGCGAAGUAUUUCAAGAGGGCCUGGUUUGUCUAUUCGAUGCCGUGGAGGAGUUUACGCGGCGUGCGGAGGAGCAGAAGCCAGAGCCUGAAAGUGAGCCCCAAGCUCCAUCGACACCUGAAGAAGAAGACUACGAGCAACCAGACUUUCCUCCUCCGGAAUGGGUUCUAUCCGAUCUUGUGACAGAGUCAAAAUCAACAUUCUUAGCACAUGUCGCACGAGUGACUUCUCCUGAUCAGGCUCGAUACUACGUCCAACUCUUGCUCUCAUCAGACAAACGCAUACGCAGCGCCACGCACAACAUGACAGCAUGGCGGAUCCGUGGCCCCGGGGCUACGAGUUUCCAGGAUUGCGAUGAUGAUGGCGAGACAGCUGCCGGUGGAAGGAUGUUGCAUCUGAUGCAGGUCAUGGAUAUCUGGGAUGCCAUGGUGGUGGUGACGAGGUGGUACGGCGGUGUUCAGCUAGGACCUAGAAGGUUUGCGCUCAUCAAUGCCGUAGCUAGAGACGGGUUUGUAAAAUCCGGUUUGGUAAAAGAAGAGAGGCAGGAGAAGAAAAGGGGGAAGUGAGCAAUGAGGUCCUGAUAUCGUGACCCUUUCCUUCAGGUCAGCUUACCGUUUGAUCUUCAAGAGACUGGGUUCUAGAUACGGUAAUAAUUGGUAAAGAUAAGCUUGAACGACGUGUAAGAUCAUGGGAAACGAUGUACUGGCCGAAGGUACUUUAUAA